GUAGGCUAUAAAACAUCAGCAACCACACAUAUUUUCAGCUUCAACCAUGUAAGGAAGCAGAAAGACUGAGGUGCAUCAUGUUUUGUCCUGAUUGUGGAAAUCAAGUCCAAAGUUCGUUUAGAUUCUGUCCUGAUUGUGGCUACAAGUUAUUUCUCUUGACUCAAAACAAGGCAGAAGAUGUAGCCACAUCUGCAAAUCAACCCUCAGUCACUGCUGAGGAGAAGAACCAAAAAGAGGAUCAAGACCAGGUUCCAAAAGACGUGAAAGAAGAUCAAGAAAACCGAUUCCAGAAAGAGCCGGCUAGUGAUGACCAAGAGCCUGCCAAAGAUGGCACAACAUCACAAGAUGGAUCAGAUAAAAAUGUCUGCCCAGCCAAACUGGAAAAUGGAGCAAGAUCCUACGCAGCCGAUCUGACAUUCACUUACCAACCAGAUACUGUUACAAAGGACAACCCUGAUGAAGUGAACACUCCUGCCGACAAACCAAGUGACAUUUUUUCUCUGUCUACCUGUGUGUUAUCAACAUCAGCUAAAGAAACCAGCUCAACUUCAUCUGAUUCAUGUGAUCAAACAACUCAAGAAUGUGGUUCAGUGACAAAGCAGUCAGCCUCUGAUGAAGAAAAAAAUGAGACACAAAAUCUCCCUGACAGGCCAGAUGGCAAUGCUAACUGGUUAGAUGAUACUCAGAGGCAGACUGCUAGUGAUGAUCUAGAGUCAGCCAGAGAUGGGGCUACACCACAGGACACAUCAGAUAGCACUGCAAGCCCAGCCACACAGGAAAAAGGAGCCUUGUCCUCAUCAUCCAGUGAGACAGUCAGUGGAUUAAUUACCACCCAGAAGUCAGAAGUCAUAACGACUUGCAAAGAGGCAGAGAGGCUUUCGUCUACAGCUCCUGAUAGUACCCUUCAACCAUACAACGAGCAACACCUGUCUGGUUCUAAGACAUUGUCUGACGCUACACCUGCCAGUUACAAUCUUACAGAGCAACAAGCAGAGGCCCCAGACACAAGUACAAAUGACAAUCCUGAUGAAGUGCAAUUACCUGCUGACAAACCAGGUGACAUUCAUUCUGGGCCGUUGUCCAACCCUGCAUCAGUACCGACAUUAACUAAAGAAACCAGCUCGACUGCUCCCGAACCAACUGAACAAAGGCCUCAGGAAUGUGAUUCUGUAACAACGCAGUCAAAUACUAAACAAGAAAAAGAAAAGAAAACCUUUCAUGAAACACAAAUUGUCUCAAAGAGGCGAGAUGAUAAUGACAAUAAGAUCAACAAAAAACAACGGACACUUGCUAAACAAACUGACAAGAAAAAAGACCAAGCAUCCAGAAAAUCUGCUGCUUCACACUCAGUAUCAAAGAAAGCACCCGAAGGGACUAAGGCUGUUGAAACUAAAUCCAAUAAAAAGAUAAGCACACACCCGGCAGAGAAACAGGAACAGCAGCCAGGUGAUGGAGAUGUGGAUAAAUACACUUCACCAAUGCGCUCCUGUCCACCCAGUCAGGCUGAUGAGAAGCUGGGACCUCAAGGGACAGCACAUACUUCUCAAAUUAAGGCAACACAAAUGUUACCAAAGAGUGAAUCCAUAGAUGUGUACUUCCAUGCUGUCACUUCCAAAGAUUUGGAUCCAGGGGAUGAGAUUUUCUUGAUGUCAAGACAUGUGUCAGGACAGUGGGGAAGAAUCGUGGAAAUGACCCGUACUAGGGAUCUGGGGGGCAACAGAUAUCUUGUUGAAGGACAGACUACGAUCUCUAAAAACAUGAUUAAUAAGAGCAUGCCCUAUAAAUAUGCCAUUUACAAGGCCAAACAUGGCUACAAGGAAAUGUACGAGACAAUCUACCAGAAAGAUGGAAACGAGUAUGUGAACAGGUGUCUUACAGUCAGAGAGGAGUUUCUAACACGUGAAGGGGACUGGCACCAGUAUGACGAUGUGAUCCAUUCUGAGCUGAAGACGAGUCUUUGGUCAUUUGAGUUUUCAACCAAAGACGUGGUAAUGAAAGAGAGAGACCUCGCUGGCAGAGUGAUGCUGAACAUCAUCUUUGAACUUCUAACAACUUGGAAUGAACAGAAUGUGGACAACUUCUUUUUACUGCUCCGACAGUUCUUUGAUACAUACAGUUAUCCUGUACUUCAUGAUGGUAUGGAAAGAUCAUCGGGAUUACCAUACGGUCCUGAACAAGUGAAAAAUCUUCUCAAAUGUGCUCUGGAUGAACACCUUAAUCCAAAACCUGGAAAGAAAAAAGAAUACUCCUUACACCCUCUUUAUGCUGGAGUUGUUAGGUUGCUCAUUUAUGUCAAUUAUCUAAAAGACGACAUGAAAGGUCAAAUGUCCAGUCUCUGCGAUCUUCUGUGCCUGCCAAAGCAUCCUCAACAAAAUUUCAAAGACUUUUGGGAAAAGUUUGCAGGCCCUUUAUCCGAUAAAAACAGGUAAACAAUGAAAAUAACCAAGUACAGACACAUUCUUAAAAGGUUUGAAAAGAGACUAAAGUAAAAACUAGGGAUCUUUUUAGGAAGUUCAUUUUAAAGUUAAGUCAGCUUGAAAUAGUUUUAAGCCAGAGCACCUUGUCAACUGAUUCUAUACUGACUGAAAAUUUACCUUAACCCUAUCUGCUUAACCAUUUCAAUCAAUAUUCUUUCAACUACUAUAAAAAGACCAUUAUGAUCUUCAUUUUGGAUUUAUAUAUCAAUGUGGGUAUUACUGAAGAAAAGGGAACUUUUAACAAAUACUGACUUAUGCCAAUUCAGCCAAUGUACUUCCUUUUGAGAGCAAUAUUAUGAAGCUCUCUUUGGUAAUUCAUGAGGCCAUGCUGGCAAUAAUAAUACUUCUGAUAUGUAUUUUACUGAAGUGCUUUCUCAGUAAUUAUUUACUAUCUCUUAAUACAAAGCUCUCUGUCAAGAAUAAUUUUGCAAAAUUAAUAAUCAUCCUUGUUUAUUAAAGAGUAUAGUGGUGGCGUUGAUGUAUUGUUGAUUACAUUUUUCGUAACAUUGUAAUGAAAUGAAUAUCGAUGAAACCUAAAACAAUUUUAAAACAUUGUAGACAGGUUAUUUUAACAUUGAAUGCUCUAUUCAAGAAAACAUACAACAUAUGUUUUGCUCAAUGUUUGAUUCAAAAGGUCUCGAAAUGCAUAUUUUAUCUGCAAACCAUAUUCCUCAAGAACAUAAAACAGACCAGAAAUGAAGCUUA
Messenger RNA from Labrus bergylta (ballan wrasse), 3182 nucleotides. RefSeq names its product E3 ubiquitin-protein ligase rnf213-alpha-like. Gene Ontology annotation, molecular function: ubiquitin-protein transferase activity; ATP hydrolysis activity. Lineage: Eukaryota; Metazoa; Chordata; Actinopteri; Labriformes; Labridae. The record is from RefSeq and is a predicted model, not a curated record.